Messenger RNA from Lacerta agilis (Sand lizard), 2666 nucleotides. RefSeq names its product diacylglycerol kinase epsilon (gene DGKE). Gene Ontology annotation, molecular function: ATP-dependent diacylglycerol kinase activity. Lineage: Eukaryota; Metazoa; Chordata; Lepidosauria; Squamata; Lacertidae. The coding region runs from base 695 to 2410 and encodes 571 amino acids. The record is from RefSeq and is a predicted model, not a curated record. The transcript is spliced from 11 exons.
CCCAAGAGGCGCAAGCCUGGCAUUAAAAGGGGGGGGGAGAACCACCUGUGUUGCACCCUGGGUGUGGGUGGGUGUUAAGGGGUAAAUUGAUUGUUCUUGUGCUUGUAUGUGUGUAGAGAAAGAAGCAAGGUAGUGAUAAUGAUAACAAGGAGAGAAACUAGGUGCUGUUGUGUAUAGCAUGGAAGGUGAAAGUGCUUGACUCUGUUUUUGGAGUUGGCAUUUGCUUCUGUGCAUCGGCUUAGUGUUGGGUUUCUGCUAUAACAAAGGACAGGUGAGCUAUAGCAAGAAAGCAGUCACUGUUGUCAUGAUGGUGUGAUGGUGUAAGGGUACUUUGAUAUGAGAAAAACAAGUUGUGGUGAACUAUUUAAUGACACAAGAAAUAUAUGUAGUAUUGGAAUUAUGAAAAACUAAGUCUUCUACUUUGUCAGGUAUUUUAGGACAAGUGGAUAUUUGAUUUCAAGACACAGAUGUUUAAGCCUUUUUUUAGGGGUGCCACAAAUAAAAGGAAAAAGUGAGACUUUGUGCGGUAAGGCCUAAUGAGGAAGGAACAGGCAAUGUGGUUAAUGAUGGCAGAUUAGGGAAAACUGCUGAAAUGAACCUAAGCAAAUCUAUGUUGGGACCUACAUGAUCAAAUCGUGCUCCCUUGUAUCUGGUUUAAUUUGACACCUAGAGAUUGAUACUAAAUCAAUUAAGGAUGGAAGGGGUUGAAAGGAACAGCUCCAUAUUCUCUCCAAGACUGUUUCAAGAAUGGAGUCUAGCCUUCUGGACUCUGUGUUCAGUGAUGGUUCCAGUACUGAUCACCUUGUGGUGCAGCUUUCGGCGAUCUCGGAGGCAGGAACUGAUGCAGGACAUUUUGCGUAAGAGCAAGCACAAUUGGCAGGACACAGAUCUCUUCAGCCAGCCCACCUAUUGCUGCAUCUGCUCUCUGCACAUCCUUCAGGGAGCUUUCUGCAACUGCUGUGGGCUGUGUGUCGAUGAAGAGUGCCUGAAGAAGGCCGACCGGCGUUUCCUCUGCAAGGAAAUAAUAAUGAGGGGUGAAAGUGGCUUCAGGACCUCUAUGGUACACCAUUGGAUCCGUGGCAACGUCCCUCUGUGCAGCUACUGUGUCGUGUGCAAACAGCAAUGUGGUACCCAGCCCAAGCUGUGUGAUUACAGGUGUGUGUGGUGUCAGCAAACCGUACACGAUGAAUGUAUGCAGAGCGCUUUGAAGAACGGGACAUGUGAGUUAGGAGAGUUCCGCAACUUAAUUAUUCCUCCAUAUUACUUAUUCAACGUCAGUCAGAUGCGAAAAGACAAAAGAGUGGACUAUGGCAAGCUGGCUGCCUCCUGUGGGAAAAACUGGACUCCCCUAAUCAUUCUGGCUAAUACUCGGAGUGGAAACAAUAUGGGAGAAACAUUGCUUGGGCAAUUUAAGAUGUUACUAAACCCAAUUCAGAUUUUUGAGCUAACCAAAACAACACCUGCAAAAGCACUGCAGCUCUGCACUUGGCUGCCUUGCAAUUCUGUUAGAGUACUUGUCUGUGGUGGAGAUGGCACUGUGGGCUGGGUCUUGGAUGCGAUUGAUGACAUGAAGAUCAAGGGCCAAGAGCGCUACAUCCCACAGGUUGCGAUCUUACCCUUGGGAACGGGGAAUGAUCUGUCGAAUACACUGGGCUGGGGGGCUGGGUACGCCGGAGAGGUCCCCGUGGAGCAGAUUCUGCGCAACGUGAUGGAUGCUGAUGGAAUCAAGCUGGAUAGGUGGAAGGUUCAGGUAACAAAUAAAGGAUACUACAACUUAAGGAAGCUUAAGGUCUUCACAAUGAACAACUACUUUUCUACAGGUCCAGAUGCCCUCAUGGCUCUAAACUUUCACGCACAUCGUGAGAAGUCUCCCUCUCUCUUUUCCAGUAGGAUUAUUAACAAGGCUGUAUAUUUUUUCUAUGGGACCAAAGAUUGCUUAGUACAGGAGUGUAAGGAUUUGAACAAAAAGAUUGAGCUAGAGUUGGAUGGAGAGAGAAUUGAUUUGCCCAGCUUGGAAGGCAUCAUAGUUCUGAAUAUCGCCUACUGGGGAGGCGGCUGUAGACUGUGGGAAGGAAUGGGGGAUGAGCUUUAUCCUCCGGCAAGGCAUGAUGAUGGGCUGCUGGAAGUUGUUGGAGUCAAUGGCUCUUUUCACUGCGCUCAGAUUCAAGUGAAGCUUGCAAAUCCCAUUCGGCUGGGACAGGCCCACACUGUGAGGUUAAUCUUGAAGAAUUCAAAGAUGCCAAUGCAGGUGGACGGAGAGCCCUGGGCACAAGGCCCUUGCACUGUCACCAUUACGCACAAGACGCACGCGCUGAUGCUCUAUCACUCAGGGGAACAGACAGACGACGACGACGUGUCCAGCGUAUCCGAACAAGAACUUGCCAAGGAUCAGACAGAUGAAGAUACCUAGUUCUGGGCCAAGUUUUUGGCAUGCUAAAAAAUGGUAAACUCCAGCUUGGCUUUGGCUGAAAAGCUUAGCACUAGAUAUUCCGUCUCCAGUAAACCUCUUAACACCAUGCCAUCUCUGUACUUACAAUUGGCACAGGAGUAACUAAGCCAUGCUUUUAGUGAGAUAGAGAUAGAGAUAUAUAUAAAAGCUGAACCAGGCUUAAAUUCAGCAAGCACUUUUACUCUGGUUUAUAGCAUCAAGCUGAAGCGGAUGGGGG